GGCGACAAUCAACACAACAGAACACGACAGUUGUCAAAGUCAGAUAAGGUAGCUAGCAAGCUAGCUGAUUAAUUUAGCAACAAAACUGUAUUUGCAAAUUAAGAAUAAUUCAUUGAUAUUUAAUUCAGUUGCUAUUUCUCACAAAACUAUCAGAGGAUAACACAUUUAUACGUAGAUAUUCGGAACCCGAUGAUGAGUUACGCUGAAAAACCCGAGGACAUCACAAAAGACGAGUGGAUGGACAAACUAAAUAAUGUGCACAUACAGAGGGCCGACAUGAACCGACUCAUUAUGAAUUACCUAGUGACAGAGGGGUUCAAGGAGGCAGCAGAGAAGUUCCGCAUGGAGUCUGGGAUAGAGCCGAGUGUGGACCUGGAUUCCCUGGAUGAGAGAAUAAAGAUCAGGGAGAUGAUUCUGAAGGGACAAAUACAGGAAGCCAUUGCGCUCAUCAACAGCCUACAUCCAGAGUUGCUUGACACCAACCGAUACCUGUAUUUCCAUCUGCAGCAACAGCACUUGAUAGAGUUAAUAAGGCUGCGGGAGACAGAGUCUGCUUUGGAGUUUGCCCAGACACAGCUGGCUGAGCAAGGGGAAGAGAGCAGGGAAUGCCUAACAGAGAUGGAGAGAACAUUGGCUCUUUUGGCUUUUGACAACCCAGAGGAGUCACCCUUUGGAGACCUGCUCAACACGAUGCAGCGACAGAAGGUAUGGAGUGAGGUGAACCAGGCUGUGCUGGACUAUGAGAACAGAGAGUCAACGCCAAAACUGGCCAAACUUCUGAAGCUGUUGUUGUGGGCUCAGAAUGAGCUGGACCAGAAGAAAGUGAAAUAUCCCAAAAUGACUGACCUUAGCAAGGGCACCAUUGAGGACCCAAAGUGAAAACAGCAAUGACAUGGACACUUCCCUAUCUCCUAUUUAUAAACAGUCAGAGACUGAAUGAUAUUGUUAUAACAUAUAUUAUAUAUAAAAAUGAACAAUUGUUUUGAUGUUGCAUAUAUGAGAAGACAUAAUUCAUUGUGCAAACUGUAAAUGGCUGUAUUUUAAAAGUAACAACAGCAAAAAUAUUUAACAGAUUAUCCACAUUUAUAGGCAUCACAAAUGUCCAUUGUUGGUUUAUAUUUGGUUGCCUGUAAAGCCAGUUUUGGAUACACAUGGAUCACUGUCCCACCCAUCAUGGUGAAUUUAAAAUGGUUUUGAUUUUAUUUCUAAGCCUCUAGUUUAUUAUAUAAUUUACAUUUACAGUGUGGACUGUGUUACAUGAAAAUCAUACCUCUUAAAGGAAGAGGGGAACAAUCCUGCAUCACUAAAAUGCUUUUUGAGAGUGCAGAUUACUCCUCACCCUAUCAUAAGCUAUUAAUUGUCAUGUUACAUGUUUGUUGCAAUUUAACUAAUCAUUAUAUAAGGAUAAAUAAGGAUUUUUAUUAUAGUUGGCCGAUUCAUUGUCCCCUCUGUUUUGAGAUGCCUUUUAAGUGAAGUCUGUUUUACUAUGGAAUGAUGGCGUUUCACAUUUAAAGUGCUCUACCUUUUUUUCUGUAUUCAGAGAUAGGACAGAUGGCCACCUCCUAAAUUAGUGAGCAUUUUUGCUGAACAAAGCAUGCAUUGUUAUGUUUUGAAUGGCUUAAGGUUAGUAUGCGCCCAUGCCUUGUGUUGCCAGAGGGUUUUAAUAUUGUUGUUUUUUAACUCGCUGCUAAAUAUCCAUCCUUCCUUUCAUACAAGUUUUUAUUGUAUUAUCCGACAAUGUGAGCAUGCACAAAAUACUACAGAGCUCCCAUCGUAUUAUUGAUAGUUUUUAAGAUCCUAUUUGCAAUAUUUAAAUAAACAACUCUUUUUAGAGACAACUUG
Osmerus eperlanus (European smelt) is the source of this 1842-nucleotide messenger RNA. Its product is annotated as glucose-induced degradation protein 8-B homolog. Gene Ontology annotation, cellular component: nucleus; cytoplasm. Gene Ontology annotation, molecular function: protein binding. Lineage: Eukaryota; Metazoa; Chordata; Actinopteri; Osmeriformes; Osmeridae. The record is from RefSeq and is a predicted model, not a curated record. The transcript has 5 exons. Gene Ontology annotation, biological process: positive regulation of canonical Wnt signaling pathway; proteasome-mediated ubiquitin-dependent protein catabolic process. Bases 190 to 879 code for a protein of 229 amino acids.